AUGGCAUGCUUGGCUGCAUCCUCGGGCAUGCAACGAGAAGCGCAAAGUGGCCGACCGAAUGGCCGGUUGCAACCGGCCAAAUCUGGUACCGACGAGGGCUCAGCACGAAUGAAUCGGAGGCGAAGACGUUCGUUCAAGUCGGCAGACGCAAUUUCAAAAGAAUCCCUCACUUAUGCUUCAAGAAAAACGCAGACGCAGACGCAGACGCGGACGACAAACCGGCCAAAUGCACUUGUCAGGACCGAAUCCACACGUCCUAUCGAUCGCCGCUUACACGUUCAGUCGGCCGUCGAGACAACAUGCCUGAAUGAAGCUCGCCCUCGUAUUGAUCGCCUGAAGGGCCUAAAAGGCCUUCCGAGUCGUUGA
Messenger RNA from Protopolystoma xenopodis, 366 nucleotides. The record is from the annotation of a GenBank genome assembly. NCBI's taxonomy places the organism in Eukaryota, Metazoa, Platyhelminthes, Monogenea, Polystomatidea, Polystomatidae.